UUUCUUUCUUCAUUCUUUCCAAAAACUUGAAAAGUGUGCAUUUUUUUCCCUUCCUGCUUCAAAUCAAAUAGAAAAAAAAUAUGUCAACUGCUCCAAACAGCUACCCAUCUCUGUGUUCUUCACCACCAUUGCCAAGAACUCCGAAUUCACCGUUGAUGCCCAUUUCUCUGUGCAAGCAAAUAUCAACCAAGAAUGUCAAAAGCUUGAAACUUUCAAUCAGGGUAGGGAAUUCGGGUCCUGGGAAACGCUCGGUUUUAAUCGUUAGAGCGUCUGCGGAUAACGGGGCAGAGGAAAAAGCGGAAGAGGGAGAGAACAAGUAUGAAGAAUAUGAAGUUGAGAUUGAACAACCUUAUGGGUUGAAAUUUGUUAAAGGUAGAGAUGGUGCAACCUACAUUGAUGCAAUUGCACCUGGUGGCUCUGCUGACAAGACUAAAAUGUUUUCUGUUGGGGAUAAAGUUUUGGCCACCAGUGCAGUAUUUGGAACAGAGAUGUGGCCUGCUGCAGAAUAUGGAAGAACGAUGUACACCAUUCGUCAAAGAAUUGGCCCUUUGCUAAUGAAAAUGGAAAAGCGAUAUGGGAAAAUGGACGAUGCGGGUGAGUUAACAGAGAAGGAGAUUAUCAGAGCCGAGCGAAAUUCUGGAAUAGUUAGUGGCAAACUUAGGGAAAUUCAAAUGCAAAAUUACUUAAGGAAAAAGGAACAAAAGGAAACUAGAGAAAGGGAGCUGCGUGAAGGCCUGCAGCUUUACAAGAGCGCGAAGUAUGAAGAGGCACUGGAAAAGUUCGAGUCUGUUUUGGGGUCAAAACCAGAGCUCGAUGAAGCUUCAAUAGCAAGUUACAAUGUUGCAUGCUGCUAUUCUAAGCUAAAUCAGAUACAAGCUGGAAUUUCUGCUCUUAGAGAUGCCAUGCAAUCAGGAUACGAAGAUUUUAAGCGGAUCCGUUCUGAUCCUGAUCUAGAGAAUGUAAGGAAGUCUGAGGAGUUUGAGCCCUUGAUGAAAAAUUUUGACGAGUCAUUUAUCAACGAGAAUGCAUUAAAUGCCAUUAAAUCAUUGUUUGGAUUCAAUAAGAAAUAGAAGCUACUUGUGGAUAGCCAUUUUUAAACAAAAAAGAUACUACUUGUGGAUAGAUCCGAAUCACAUGCCAACCAGGUUUUUUGCUUAUAGAAUUAUGUUCAUCAAUCUUGAACAAAAGUCGGUAUUCUUUUAUCAUUGUUUUGUUCAAGUAUAUGUAAGUUAAAAGCAUGUACCUUUUUAGCAUUGGUACAUGACCAAAAUGUAUAAAUACUUCGGGGGAAACGUUCAGAUUGUAUGAGGAUGGAGUCGAAUUGGGAGUCCUUUAACUGGAGUAGCCAAUGGAUCGUAUUCUAUUUUCUCA
Erigeron canadensis is the source of this 1371-nucleotide messenger RNA. RefSeq names its product protein MET1, chloroplastic. The record is from RefSeq and is a predicted model, not a curated record. Gene Ontology annotation, molecular function: protein binding. Lineage: Eukaryota; Viridiplantae; Streptophyta; Magnoliopsida; Asterales; Asteraceae. The coding region runs from base 81 to 1070 and encodes 329 amino acids. The transcript has 7 exons.